AUGGCAAGUCGUCUGACUGAUAUUGCCGUAUUUGGGGGAGGCGGCUUCAUCGGAAGGCACCUGCUGCGAGCGCUCUUGCGACUCGCACCAGAGACCUCACCAGAAGCGCUUCGGAUUCGCGUUAUCUGUAGGAAUGCUGUCAAGGUGCGCGUCCAACUGGCAGUUGACUCGGAUCAGCGUCUACAGCAGGCGGUAAGAUCGUCCCAAAUAACGUUUGUUACCGCUGAUGUUACACAGGAGGAGCAGGUUCUGCAGGCACUGCGCCCGCUGCCGCAGAGCGUUGCGAACCUGGUGGGUCUGCUGUACGAGACCCCGCCAGAGCGAACGUUUGAAAAAGUGCACGUCAAAGCCGCUGAGAAUAUUUCAAAGGCUUUUAAACUGAACGAGCAGGCUGAACAUACGGCAAGCAGUGAACUAGAGCGACCGAUCAUGACGCAAGUCUCGGCGAUAGGUGCGGAUUUCACGGCUGUUCAUUCCGCGUACGCACGUUCAAAAGGACUCGCAGAGCAGGCUUUGCUGAGCCAUCUUGGAAAACAGGUCUUGAUUAUCAGGCCUUCGAUUGUGUUCGGUCCAGGUGAUCAAUUCUUCACGCGCUUUCGGGACAUGGCACGCUUUUCUCCCGCAUUGCCGCUGAUCGGAACCGGAGACACCCGUUUUCAGCCGGUCUAUGUGGAGGACCUGGCGCUGGCUCUAGCUCGCAGUAUCCUUCCCGCGGAGCGAAAGAAAUAUGUGGCCAUGGAAUCUAGCGCGGAAUCUUCAAUGGAUUCCGAACACGAACAGAUUUUUGAACUCGGUGGACGAGAUAUUCUGACGUUUCGGGAGCUUAUGGCUCGGAUGCUCUCUGUGAUGCAAAUGCGCCGUUUGCUGGUUCCGAUUCCUUUGAGCGUCGCCAACAUUCAGGCACAAGCAUCGGAGCUGCUGCACCGGAUGGUACCCAGUAUACCACCCAUGCUGACUCGCGAUCAGAUCGCGCUAUUACAGCGGGACAAUGUCGUCCAUACGGGUUAUCGAACGUUUCGUGACCUCGGCAUCGAUCAGCCCAGAGGAGUCGACGCUGAAACCCUCACAUAUCUUGCUGAACGCCGGUGA
Molecule: messenger RNA, 1089 nt
Organism: Cyanidioschyzon merolae strain 10D
Lineage: Eukaryota; Rhodophyta; Bangiophyceae; Cyanidiales; Cyanidiaceae
Product: NADH dehydrogenase I alpha subcomplex 9
Exons: 1
Coding region: 1-1089 (362 amino acids)
Biological process (GO): steroid biosynthetic process
Molecular function (GO): 3-beta-hydroxy-Delta5-steroid dehydrogenase (NAD+) activity; protein-containing complex binding
Source: RefSeq, a predicted model, not a curated record